UGUUAAAUGAAAUUCGUAAUGGAACCAUAUCAACUAAUACGUUACAAACAAUUGACGAUAAAAUAAAAUCACUAUCAUUACGCUCCCCUAUUGACAUCACCCACUUAGUUGGAUUCCGUGCCAUGGCCGAUAAUAUAAAUAAGUUGGCAUGCCUCACCCUACCUCGAGAACCAGAUGUUCCUGAACCCGUUAUCUCAACUGCUAUUGACCGUAUUAAUGGUCAAGAAUGGGAUGCAGUAGAUAAUAAUC
Dentiscutata erythropus is the source of this 249-nucleotide messenger RNA. The record is from the annotation of a GenBank genome assembly. Lineage: Eukaryota; Fungi; Glomeromycota; Glomeromycetes; Diversisporales; Gigasporaceae.